ACCGCAUCAAAUUUCUUUUUUCUAUAUAAAAGGAAUUCAUGUUAAAAUGUUUAAAAUAUUCUAAAAAGAUUUUGAUGAUACUAGAUCAGAAGGACUUGAUUAAUCUAUAAAAAUUAUAGAUCUAUAUAGUUGUUAAAAUGGAGGUUAUUGGAAGGAAAAAUUCUGAUACUAAUAGUGUAAUAUGUAAACAUUGUGCAGAUGAAAACAAGCGUGUACCAGCGAAUGGUUUAUGUCGGGAAUGCGAGGAACAUAUGUGUAUUGCAUGUUUCGGUAACCACAAAAAAUACAAAGUGUGUAAAGACCAUGCUUUGAUAGAUAUUGAUUCAAAAGUUGAAGAUGAAAAGACUGAAACUGAGGAUGAUGCAUUUGUUCCGUGCCCUCAGCAUAUGAAAGAACAGCUGAAGUUUUAUUGUACGUGCCACGAUGAUGUUGGAUGUGGCGACUGCAUGGUUCUGAAUCACAAAUCUUGUAAUGUUGAAUACAUAGCCGACGUAGCUAGAGCGUUCAAGGAUAGCGAGACAUUUAAAGACAUCGUUAAACAAGUUGGUGCUUGUCAAACUGAAGUAGAUAAAUGCGACAAAUCAAUAGAACAUAACAAAACACUGGUACAUGAUACACAUGAAGGAUUUCUUGCCGGUUUAAAAUCAUUCCGUGACGAAUUAAAGCUAAAAUUGGAGCAACUGGAAGCAGUUUUAUUGGAAAAAGCAAACGCUGUCAAAGAAAGAGAAACGAAACGUAUGGAUGCAAUUGGACACGACUGUGAAGAACUUAAAGGUGAUCUGACACAAAUAUGCAACAGAAUUGAGUCAAAUUGUUCACAAACAAAUGUAUUCAUCGCAACAGUUCAGGCCAAAUGUGCCAUGAAGGAAAUUGAACUUAAUCUUGGUAAAAUUCAGUCACAGAACACAAUCAGCAAAUAUACGUUCAAACGAAAUGAUAAAAUAGAAGAGUUGCUAAGGGAAACGGAACUUGGGAUCAUGGAUGAAAUCAUGGACGAUGAAACACCUGUCCCUGCUUCGCAAGAACACAAAGGCUACGAAGUUGCUACUUCGUCAAAAACUGACUCUCUGGCAAGGAAUACAUUGAGAAAUGAUGAAUUAAAUCUAGAUGGGUAUGAAAAAGCCAAACCCCUGUCCCCACAUUAUUCUAACACAGACCUAACAUGCAGAGAAUGUCAAACAGUAAUAUCAACAGGAGAUUAUGAGAAACCUAUAUCAUCUAAAGAUAUUGCGGGAAAAUGUGCCUCUACUUAUGAAGACACGUUGUCUAUAUCCUCAACACAAGAUUAUGAAGAUUUGAUAUAUGAGGAAAUUCCACAGUCAAAGAUUACCCGAAGGAAAAGUUCCUCUAAACGGAAAAGCUGGUCCUUAUUUGAGAAUCAGUUGAAAUGUGAAAACAUUCUAAUGGCUGGUGACAUCGUAACUUUCAAAGACAACAAUAAAGGGGACAUAGGUCUGUUUGUAUGGAAGAGAUCUGUAAAAGCGGGGACAUAUUUUGAAGUUGAAAUUAUCAACACCGAGAGCAAUGGAAAUAUUUCUAUCGGCUUUAUACCAAAAGAUUAUUCAUUGAAAGAACAGCCUGGGGAUGGCCGUUUCUCAAUGGGCUUUCACUCCGCGGAUGGCUGUAUUCAUUGUGAGGACGCACCACACAAACGUAUCAGUGCGCCGUGCAAAAAUGGUGACGUCAUCGGUUUUGGGGUGUGUUCGUUCCUUUCCAACGUGUUCAAGACGAGCAUGUCAAUUUCAGUUACCAAAAAUAGUCAAAAGAUUGGUACACUGGACGUUAAUAACCCAUCCUUUUGUAAGCUGUUCCCUGCCGUUGGCUUAAAGUCUAGUAGCGACAAAGCAAGGGUCAUAAUGGAUGUUAAAAUGCCGUAAUAAGAACCGUCAGUGAGUAUGAAGUAAACUACAAGUGACGUAUAGGAGCACUGUCUUUGGUCGUAAACACAAAUUCAAAGUUUUGGCCUUUAAACAACGUCGCAGAAGCAACAUUCCAGCUUUUAACAGAAGAGCUACAUUAUUUACUUUAAACAGAGAAGCAGUUUCGUUUUAGCUUUAAACGGAGGAGCGCAGCAAUGUAUUUUGUUUUAAUAACAGAAGCAACGCUUAAGGGCAGCGUUUUAGUCCUCAACAGAGGAGCAACGUUUUAACUUUAACUUUAAACCUACGUAUUUUGCCUUCAGCACAGGGAGCAACGUUUAAGCAUAAAAUACAGGAGCAACAUUUUAGCCUAAAACACAGGAGCAACGUUUUAGCCUAAAUAUAGGAGCAACAUUUUAGCCUAAAAUACAGGAGCAACAUUUUAGCCUAAUCGCAUGAGUGACAUUGUUGUGUCUUAAACCGAGGAGUCACGUUUUAGCCAAAAACACAAGCUCUCUCCAACUAUCUUGUUGUUUUGUUUUUGCUUUUCAAAUCGGAAAGGUUAUUUUAACAUUCCUUUUAUAUAAUAUGCCCCGUUAGCUUCAACGACUGAUGAUCUUUGCACGUGAGCAUGCGCACCAGACAUUUAUCAAACAAGAACACAGCCAUUGUUGGACAAAAUUGACAAAAUACAAUGUAGAUCUUAAAUGGUCUGAUAACGAUAUAAAUUACAUAAAUGCAAUAAAUAACAUUGACUACCAAGUAUCUAAAUAGUCUAUACAAGUGUUCAUGCAAUUUCACUGGAUAUUAUUAGUCAUAAAAAUUUUUGGCGUGCACGUCUGUAACGAAGCUUUUCAUUGGAUAAUCGUGACGUUUAUAUAGUUUUAUAUUUACGACUGUUGUCUAUUUAUGAAGAAAUCUUACCUUUUGUCUAAGAAAAAAUUAUGCUUGCUGUAUUAUAAAUUCGUUAUAAAGAUUUUUGACAGGUUAUAUGACCGUAUAUAAACGGUUGUUUGCAAUAUAGAGGCUUUGGUUAUAUUUCCAAACAACCGUUUAAUCAAAGCCAUAUAAUCUGUCAAAAAAACUUAAUAAAUAAUAUUAUUAACGGUUGUUUGGAAAUAUAGCCCGAGCCACUGACUACCUUUUUUGGAGAUUUCUUCAUAAAGUGACAGCAGCCUGUAUUCAAAAUUGUAUAUAAACAAUCGGAAAGAAAGAGAUACUUGCGUAGAACAUGAUACCUGCGGACAGCGCAAAGUGAAUACGGAAACGAAUUUUUUUUAAAAGGCUUUCUUUUCUUUACUAUUAAUUGUCUCAUUUGUUUGGUUUAGGAAUUAUUUUCAUAAAUGACGACAAUUUGUUUUUUGCUUAAAAACAUGUUUCACCCAUACGAAUUAAUAAUAAUACAUGUAAACAUUUUGCCGGAGCAAAAUUUUGUAGUAACUGUUGUCGUUUUGAAAUUAUGAAAAAAGAGUUUAAACACACAAU
Messenger RNA from Ruditapes philippinarum (Manila clam), 3344 nucleotides. RefSeq lists its product as uncharacterized. Lineage: Eukaryota; Metazoa; Mollusca; Bivalvia; Venerida; Veneridae. The transcript has 10 exons. Bases 138 to 1877 code for a protein of 579 amino acids. The record is from RefSeq and is a predicted model, not a curated record. Gene Ontology annotation, molecular function: protein binding; zinc ion binding.